Mesorhabditis spiculigera is the source of this 1383-nucleotide messenger RNA. The record is from the annotation of a GenBank genome assembly. NCBI's taxonomy places the organism in Eukaryota, Metazoa, Nematoda, Chromadorea, Rhabditida, Rhabditidae.
AUGAGCAAGCCGCAAGCGCCGCCCGCCCACCACCGGCGCCCCGGCCAGCACCCCAAUCGCACGCCCGAGCACAAGCUCGACUUCAUCAAGCCGAAGUACAACAACACGCUGCCCGACAUCCCUUUCAAGGGCAAAUUCCUGCCCUGCCCCUUUCUUCAGCUUAACAGAUUCGUUGAGUACAAGCCGACGGAACUGGAGAAGAAGCAUGUGCAAGAGGUGCAGUGUGAAGCGGAUGUCGGCGUCAAGAUUGAUCUCAUCGACCCACUCACCUAUGCCCUACCCAAGAGGCAUAUCGAGCUUCACCCAAAAGACGAGGCGCUCGUCUCCGAGGAACCGACCGGCACGCAGAAUCUCAAGAGAUCCGCCCAACACUCCAAAUGGGUCCCCUGGAUGAGGAAGACCGAAUAUAUCGGAUCCGAAUUCAACAGAUUCGGCGUCUCGGCAGAUCGGCAAGAAACGAAAGUCGGCUACAAACGGCAGAAAGACAAGAAAGACGAAGAGGAGACACCGUUCAGGGAUCGACAAUCCGAGAUUGACAACAUCUCAAAGACGUUCAUCGAUGUGUCCAAGCCGGCGACGAAGCACUACAACAAGAAGGACGUCUAUGCCGUCGAGGAGUUCCCGCUGUUGCCCGAUUUUGAGCUGUGGAAAUACUCAUUCGCCCUCGUGCAAUAUGACGGCGAUCCGUCGCCGCUGAACGCCCCCGCCGGCCUGAAGAAGGAGAUGCUCGCCCAGGCUCAGAUCAGGGGUAUGCAGGACGAUUCGGGCGAGCAGUUCGUCACCCACUUUUGCCCGACCGUCGAGACGCUCGAGAAGCGGAUGGCCGACAAGGCCGCCGGGGUGCCCUAUAAACCCGAAGAGAAAUACGAGUACUUCCAAAAUCGCGAGUACACGUGGAACGUGCGCAACAAGGGCAGCCGCGGAUAUAUUCAGGACAGCUAUUUCCUGUCAUUCCGCCGGGAUGGUGUCUUCUACAACGAGCUGGACACGAACGUCAAGUUGACCAGGAAGACCAAGACCUUCAACAAGCGCGCCACGCUCGUGAUCACGCAUUGCGACCCGACCGAAGAGGAAAUCUCGCAGAUGGACCAUCGGCUGAGCAUGCUGCUGGAUAAGCACGCGGAGGAUGAGGAGGAGGAUGACGGGAAUGAGAGCGGAGAGGAGCCAGAGAAGGAGAAAGAGAAGAAGAAGGAGCACGAGGAGGAGGAGGAGGAGGAGGAGGGAGACAAGGACAAGGACAAGAAGAGGCCGUCCCCUCCCACUGGCCCUCGACGGGGACCCGUCAAGAGGGGACAAAUCAUCGAGGAGAUCGAACAGAUCGAGAGCAGCAGCGAUUCGCUAUCGGAGAGCAGUUCGAGUAUCGAGACCUCAUCCGACUCCGAU